Messenger RNA from Erinaceus europaeus (western European hedgehog), 840 nucleotides. RefSeq names its product peripheral myelin protein 22-like. Gene Ontology annotation, cellular component: plasma membrane. Lineage: Eukaryota; Metazoa; Chordata; Mammalia; Eulipotyphla; Erinaceidae. The transcript has a single exon. The record is from RefSeq and is a predicted model, not a curated record. The coding region runs from base 48 to 326 and encodes 92 amino acids.
CACAUGUGACUCUGCUAGCCGAAUGGCUUCAGUCUGUCCAGGCCACCAUGAUCCUGUCCAUCAUCUUCAGUGUUCUCUCUCUGUUCCUGUUCUUCUGCCAGCUCUUUACCCUCACCAUGGGCGGCCGGUUUUACCUCACUGGAGUAUUCCAAAUCCUUGCUGGUCUGUGUGUGAUGAGUGCUGCGUCCAUCUACACAGUGAAGCACACAGACUGGCACUUCAACGCUGAGAAUUCCUAUGGCUACGCCUACAUCCUGGCCUGGGUGGCCUUCCCCUUAUCCCUUCUCAGCGGGGUUGUCUACGUGAUCUUACGGAAGCAUGAAUGAGGUGCAAGGGCAGUCCAUCUGUGGUUAUGAGCAUACAGGGGAGGGGAAAGGAGGAAGGAAACCAGAAACCCGAAACCAGAGAAAUGGAAAGAGAGCUAGCCAACAAUCCCAAACUCAAACCAAAUCAAACUGAAAGCAGUUGAGGGGGGUGGGAAGGGGCUUAGUUGUUGAUUAAAGAUGUAUAUAAUAUAUAUGGUUUAUAAAACCUAUUUAUAACACUUUUUACAUAUAUGUACAUAGUAUUGUUUGCUUUUUAUGUUGACCAUCAGCCUUGUGUUGAACCUUCAAGAAGUAGCUAAGGGACUUUUUACAUCCUAACUGUAUAAUCAAGUUCAGUAUUUUUCUUUGCUUUUCUUUUGGUUUUGUCCAGAGAUAUAGAUAACUCCAUCUCACCCCCUUCCCUUUUCUCCAAAAGAAGAUACCCCCCUCCUUCUCCACCUCAUUUAGAAAAAAAAAUGUGGGUAGAAGCUCCGAAUGGCCCAUUGCCUUUCUGAUGCGGGAGACCAGUGAAUGG